This is a messenger RNA of Pongo pygmaeus (Bornean orangutan), 737 nucleotides long. Its product is annotated as laforin-like. The record is from RefSeq and is a predicted model, not a curated record. The coding region runs from base 1 to 549 and encodes 182 amino acids. The transcript has 3 exons. NCBI's taxonomy places the organism in Eukaryota, Metazoa, Chordata, Mammalia, Primates, Hominidae.
AUGGCUUGGCUAUCAACGCACGCCGAGAGUCGCCGCCGCGGCCGCUCUGUUUCGGGCGGGGGAGGAGGGAGGGAGGGGGCGGGGAAGGCCGCACCGCCGCGUUCGGGAGCCGCCGCCGGAUCCCACGCAGCCUCCAGCUGUCGGGGAAACUCCUGCCUGGGCGCACGUGACCCGCGCCCGCCAACCAGCAGCCGCGCCGGAGACUUCAAACGCGGCCAGCGCGGCCCAGCACCCGCGGCGAGUUGGCCGGCAGGCGGUACGGGGGUGGCCGCGGUGGCCGUGGCUGCCUCGGGCGCCGGCGCCGCCUCUCCGCGCUGUUCCCCCGUUGCCCCCUCCGUACUCCCGGCUGCUGGGGACUGCCUCGCGCUCCAGAGCCCCUCUGAGGAGGAAAACGUCUGUCCCACCGACUGGCAGGGGAUGCUCCGUCAUCCCGUGCGAAGCCUGGUCCAAGGUAGGGCCGGCCGGCGUUCGGAGGCCUGUCCAGGUCUGGACAGAAGUGCCAGCCCGGGGUCUCCAGGUUUACAUCCAGUCCGAAUUCAUGUAAAAUGAUAAUUUUAUAGCUAAACUACAUACGAAAUAAUACAGUCAGAAGCCCAGGAUUCUCAGCCUGCUUCUCCUGUUUCUUAGCUAAUAGACCUUGGAAGUAUUGCUUAAUUUCUGUAAUUCUCAACGUUUCAUAUUCUGAAUGGCAUCUAUAUGAGAUUGUUGUGCGAUCAAUAAUAAAAUAACAUUUUUUG